GCCCAGAAGCAGACGCACACACACCUGCUUCCGCUCGGUGUUAAUUGGAAGACCGUUCAAAUUAAAACACACUCUGCCGUCGGUGCGUCUCAGUAAUGGCCGAGUCUCGGAGAAUCCCGCUCACCACUCUGAGCUGUGGCAUCGCUUCAUUUGGUUCUGAAGCACGGGGUUCCGUCCAGCGGGGUUCUCCUGUUGUUCCCCAGGACGCCGGAACCGGCUCAGCCCCGCCAUCUGCCACCGAAACUGUUCGGCUGGUUCUCACUUUGUUUGAGCCGGGCAAGAGGAGCUUUCCAGAGUUUAACUACAGUGAGCUGGUUGAGAACGAGUUACAGCAAACGGACGAUGUCCCUCUGAGCCGACUGGAGCUGGAAGAACGGCGAGAACAUGAAGAAACUGCUGCUGUCACAAGAAAGUCAGAGCAAAAACAUGGAGGCAAACAUAAGAAUAAAGACCGCAUUGAGGAUCUGCUUGACAUUGGAUAUGGAUAUGAUGAUGAGGAUUCUUUCAUUGACAACUCUGAGCCAUACGACGAGUUUGUGCCAUCCACCCUUACCACUAAAUUUGGUGGAUUCUACGUGAAUUCGGGCGUUCUGCAUUUUCGUCAGGCCUCUGACACAGACGACUCAACAGGCGAGGGAAUAUUUCAACCAACUAAAAAACGUAAACUUGACGGUGAGCAGAAUCCAAAGAAACGGGGUAAGGCACUUGGUGCGAUGAAGACCAACACAAAUUUAAGCUCUAUGUCCAAACUAGGGGUGGAUGAAGGAAAAUUUAAAAAGAAGAAAAAGGCCAAGACGUUGAGCGUCACCAGCAUGCUCAAGAAGUUUCAGCGAGAGAAGGAAAGGGAGCGGCAAAAACAGGGGAAGACGCGCCAGACCACAGCUGCUGCAACGGAGCCAGCGACCACAGCCUCCGUGCUCCCGGCAGAUGCACCUGGGGGAGGCAGCUCCAAUGUAACGGACCCUCUCCUCAGUUUGAUCGGCUCCACCAAUGAUCACGCUCUGAUUCAAGCAGCCAGCACUGUGGACUUUGACAUAGAUUUGGACUCUUUGUUAGAGGUUAGCGAAGAGCCUCUGUCGCCAAAAUGUCUUCCCCAAACAGCUGCUGAAGCACAACUUGACGUCAAAUCAGAUGAUCAGAUCCAGCAGAACGUUCAGUGUGAAGGUGAAUCCCAAUUUUUAACCACGAAAACCAGCUUGCUCCCGACGCCUCGCUCAGAGCACCUUCAGCUCCGGGCUGAAGCCGGUCCUGUGGUUCUGCCUCAGAGUACCCCGCUGCCUGAGGGACUUCCCCCAGAACUGGAGGACAGCAUUAGGAGCCUGGUGACGGCUGCUAAGACAUUGGAGCGGGAGUCAAAACUCAAGUUCUUCAGUCCAGAUAUCAACUCAAUUCUGCUCAAUAUUGAGCUGCAGUGUCAGGAGCAGAGCAGCCAGCUUCGCUCCAAAGUCUACAAACACCUGUCCUCCUUCCUGCCCUGCAGUAAAGACACUCUGCUGAAACGAGUCAAGAAACUGCUCAUCACACAUGAAGAGGAAACUCCUGGUGCAGAAGAUCAACUGCAGCAACUUAAGGAGGCCAUUGAAAGGUCAAUGCCAGAGCAGGUGGCUUGCUUCCAGGAAUGUUGCCAAGCCUAUGAGCAAGCAAAGACUUCAAAGGAAACGGAAGAGGACAGGGUGGUGGAGAAAAGUACCAGAAAAGCUGUUCCAAAGAAGUUGUUCAAAUGGAAUCAGGAGAUAAGAGAUUGUUUGGGUCUCUUGUUGAAAGAGAAACUGGCGACGUGUCAAAAGGAGGGGAAAGAAGGGCAAGAGCUUGAAGAGUACAUGAAGACUGUGCUUGACAAUGAAGUGAAACCUCUUUGGCCUAAAGGAUGGAUGCAGUCCAGGGUGCUGAUGAGGGAGAGCAGGAAGCUGUCAGGCCUCUUUGCUUCACUCCAAGUAAACAAGGCCAAGAGCUGUCAAACUGAGAAGCGUCCGGACAGGUGCACAAGCACUCGGGGAACUGAAGAACUGAAGGUGGAGUCAGGCGUCUCGGUUUCCUUCUCUCUUCCAAAGUCAGAUGGACCUCCAGAGACUCCCGGAUGUUCCCUCCUGGAUAUCCUCGCUGACCAGGCACUGGCUUGUGAGCAGCCCUUCAGUCUCUCCAGGGACUACUUGGCGGCGGCAGUCUUCAAGCCCUGGAGCGUUGGGAUGAACGACAGAAGUCCUCCUCUUCCUCCUCCACCGCCUCACUCAAGCCCAAUCAAUUUCCCUGAGAGUCGGGUUGUUUUGCCUCAGCUGUUGCAGGGAGCGACGAGCAGACUGAAGCUCUCUUUCACUGGAGUCUUCUCUGCGGUCCUGUUGGAGCGGAGCUCAGCCAGCGCCGUCCGUCCCUUGUAGAAGGUCACCACCAGCUUUUCCACGGGCGCGACGUCCUCAACUGUGCACUGCAGAAUGUACUGUCGACUCUCGUACAUCGGGCCGCUGUGAUUCAAAAACCGGAUGGAGACUGUUUUUGGUGGCUCUGUGGAGGCAGACAGAGGGUCAGGUCAACUUAAAAUCCUUCAUUUUCUCUUAUGG
This is a messenger RNA of Gambusia affinis (western mosquitofish), 2555 nucleotides long. RefSeq names its product ubinuclein-1-like. Gene Ontology annotation, cellular component: nucleus. The transcript is spliced from 14 exons. NCBI's taxonomy places the organism in Eukaryota, Metazoa, Chordata, Actinopteri, Cyprinodontiformes, Poeciliidae. Bases 96 to 2375 code for a protein of 759 amino acids. The record is from RefSeq and is a predicted model, not a curated record.